Messenger RNA from Fomitopsis serialis, 1074 nucleotides. RefSeq names its product BAR-domain-containing protein. Bases 96 to 890 code for a protein of 264 amino acids. Gene Ontology annotation, biological process: plasma membrane tubulation; endocytosis; actin cortical patch localization. Gene Ontology annotation, molecular function: lipid binding; protein binding. The record is from RefSeq and is a predicted model, not a curated record. NCBI's taxonomy places the organism in Eukaryota, Fungi, Basidiomycota, Agaricomycetes, Polyporales, Fomitopsidaceae. Gene Ontology annotation, cellular component: actin cortical patch; Rvs161p-Rvs167p complex; mating projection tip. The transcript has 10 exons.
GGGCUGAGAGCGCACUGCUUGGCACACACCGCUGUGUACUUCUUCCUCUGGCUCAACGCAGUUUACGACCUCUAUCACGACACAUCGGGACAAAGAUGAGCUGGUCAGGAUUCAAGAAGUCAGUCAAUCGAGCAGGAACGACGCUCCUGCAGAAGACCGGUCAGAUCGAACGCACGGUCGACAGAGACUUCGCCGAUGAAGAGACCAAGUACAAGUCGUUUGAGAAAGAAUGUCAAUCAUUGCAGAAGGACAGCAAGGGCUACUUGGACGCCAUGCGCGCCAUGACCUCAGCGCAAGGGCGGCUCGCGGACACGAUCGAUGUUUUCUACGGCGCAGCAGACAUGAGCUCGGAGGGUGCUAUGGCGGCGCACGCGUACAAACGUGCGGUGGACGAUCUGGACACCGGCGUGGGGAGAGAGUUGGAUGCACCGUACAGGACGACCAUCAUGGAGCCUCUCGGCAAGAUGAACGCGUACUUCCCCGUGGUGAACGAGCACAUUGCGAAACGGAACAAGAAGAUGCUCGACUAUGAUUCCUCCCGUAGCAAGAUGAACAAGCUGAUCAACAAGCCCAGCGAAGACCCGACCAAGCUACCCAGAGCUCAACAGGAACACGAUGACGCGAAGGAGGUGUUCGACAUGCUCAACGACCAACUCAUCGCCGAACUUCCCCAAUUACUCGACCUUCGCGUGCCGUUCUUUGACCCGAGCUUCGAAGCGAUGAUCAGGAUGCAGUGCAAAUUCGCUGAGGAAGGCUACGAGAAGCUGAGCGGCGUUCAGAGAUAUUUUGCAGACAACGUCCGGGACGACUACGCGGCUGGUCAGCUUGAUGCUCAGGUUGAGGGCGUGCUUCAGGAAAUGAGGGAGCUAACCAUCUGCGGUGCGCAAUGAGCGAAGUGUAUGACUACUGACGCACCGCUGUUUUUGUGGUUCUGUACUACGUCGUGGCUUGUACGUUCUUCUACGUAGCUGCUCCUCACAGGCUAGAUCCGGCUGGGACGAGUAUGGACCACCUUUUCGCCAUUUUCAUGGAUAUAUUAUCGCGUUGGAUAGAAUAAGACUGCGCAGGAGAACA